This is a messenger RNA of Acanthochromis polyacanthus (spiny chromis), 4327 nucleotides long. RefSeq names its product sonic hedgehog signaling molecule b (gene shhb). Gene Ontology annotation, molecular function: patched binding; calcium ion binding. The record is from RefSeq and is a predicted model, not a curated record. NCBI's taxonomy places the organism in Eukaryota, Metazoa, Chordata, Actinopteri, Pomacentridae. Gene Ontology annotation, biological process: smoothened signaling pathway; regulation of gene expression; cell-cell signaling.
GAUGGAUGUUUGGUUGGUCAAUUUGACAAUUUAAAUAGGUAACUAUGUUAGCCAACAAUAAAGAUCUACUUCCCUAUCUGGGUCUUGCUUUAUCCAUCCAUCCAUCCAUCCUCUAUACACCACUUUAUAAUCUCUAGGGUCACGGGGGGUGCUGGAGCCUAUCCCAGCUGACUUGGGCGAAGGCAGGGGUCUUGCUUUAUUUUAUCAUAUAAUUGCUAUAAGUACCUUAAGGCAUCAUUGCAUUUAAUAGAUUAGAAUUAUACAUACAUAAAAAAGUCCCAAUUAACAUUUUGUUGGUAAUAUAAAUACAAAAAAAAUCUUUACUUUUUUGCCAAUCAAAGACAACAUUAGCCAUCUUGUAGAAACAGAUCCAAGAUUAUAAUGAAUUAAUUGCCCAGCAAUUCAUCACAAACUGAAAAUAUAAAGUCAAUUUAGAAUUUUAUCUGUUUGAUGCUUUUUAGGUCUAACUCAUUAAUUUAUAGAUAACAUCAAGAAACAGUGUAUACGCUGGGGUUUUACUGUGUCACCAUAGGUCCUUGAGACAGCAGCCAAUGUUUUCAGACAUGAGAAAACUGAUAGACACUUGUUUGAUUGCAGGGGACUUUGAUGUCAUCCAUCAAUUACAAGAUUGUACUCCUGUUUACUCAAGUGAGUGCAGCUGCUCUGAAUUGAAAUACAGCCCGAAAAAGAUAUAAAACCCUGAGAUGGGUCCAUCAGAAUCCACAAUUGCAGUUCCUUUUGAUUCAUUUUUAUGUUCAUUUUCAAUUGAAGCAGUUUGUCUGGGAGACCUCUGUCCUACAUGUAUUUGUACACAUCAGUCCAGCAUGUCGGCCCCAAAGUGACUGUUCCCAAUGAAAAGCAUUAACAGGGCUGAUUUCCCAUCUAAGACUCUUAACAUAGUUUGAGGAUCAGGAUUACAAGAAAUACUAAUUCUGCUUCCAGCAUUUGAGCAAUUCAUGCCUGGAGGCUCUGUAUUUGCUGGUAAUUGAUGUAGGGUCUAGUUCAAUACAGCAAAAGAAAGAAACCGGCAAGCUACACUGGAGACCACUUUCCAAAAUACUGAAACAAAAUGACUUCUCAUAUUUUUGGUUGAAAUAGUUUAUCACUCAUUUAAAUGGCAUUUCUACAACCUUUUUGAACUGUAUUGUCAGCAGCACUCCCACAAUAGUCCACACAGAGCAGUUUUCAAAGACAGAAAAGGUGGUCCAGUUUCAGAAUAAACUGCAGAAUGAACUCAACAUGUCAGUUGCAAUGAAGAAACAUCAAGAAUCCAGAAUCUUUAUUGUCAUUGUGUUUCCACGCAGCGAAAUUAUGGUUGGUGACUCCCAGCUAUAGACAAAAAUAGAAAAUGGCACACUAUAUACAAAUAAAAUGAAAUAACUUUGUCUUUUUUCCCUUUAAAUCCUCAAAAAUAUAAUAUGUAAAUAGAGUUAGUGCCCAUGAGCAGUAGGAUGCACACUACCAUUCAAAAGACUGAGGUCACUUACAAAUGUUCUUAUUUUUGAGAGUAAAGCCAUUUUUUUCAAUGAAUGAACAUAAUAUUAAAAGAAUCAGAAAUCCAGUCUAGACAUUGUUAAUGUGUUUAAUGACUAUUCUUGCUGGAAACGGCUGAUUUUUAAUGGAAUAGCUACAUAGGGGUACAGAGGAACAUUUCAAGCAACCAUCACUCCUGUGUUCUAAAACUACAUUGUGUUAGCUAAUGGUGUUGAAAGGCUAAUGGAUGAUUAGAAAACUCUUGUGCAAUUAUGUUAGCACAUGAAUAAAAUGUGAUUUUUCAUAGAAAACAUGAUGUUGUCUGUGUGACCCCAAACUUUUGAGCAGCAGUGUAUGUUUCAAAUGUCACAGUAUAGUUGUUUAUGUGUGUUUGAAAUCUCGUUUUCUUCAACUGACAUGCAUUUAAAUGUUCUCUGAACAAUAUUUUUGGAUUUUCAUUGCUUGGAUCUUCUGUUUAAGUUAAGAUGUAAAAAUGGCAGUGACACACCUUGCACAAACAAGUGCAUAGACAGGCAAACAGACAACCAAAAAAUAUCUGACAUGUCCUUUCUCGCCUUUCUCUGUGCUUCUUGUUUAGACUUUACUGCAUGGGUUAUUUGUACUGAAACCAAUAGAAGAGUGCAUUGUUGCAAACCUCUUUUUAAACCAAUAAAUUAAAACACACACGCACACUCCCUGAAGUGCGUUCAAGUCCAGUGUUACCUCUUGUUACCUUUUAUGAAGUCUAGAUAAGUUCCUCCAACCCAAGCAAUGUAGUACAUGUAUACAUUGAAGGGUUUCAUGGUCAAUAGCUUUGUUUACUGUCACAGCUGUUUGAUGAAAGUGUACUUAUCCAUCACAUGAUACCUCAAUGGAGAAAACUGAUUCUUUCCAAGUUUCCUACAACAACCAGAGUGAUACAAGAAGGAGUCCUGCAAUGGGUGAUGUGGCCCCCAUAGAAGCAUGGCUUUGACAUGGAGACAGUCUAGGAUUAUGUAAAGAGACAGAAGACACUAAGAAUCCUUCUGAUCAGUCUGGAAGAACUGUUGAAAUUUCUUCAAGAUGCUGAGCAACCUACCUGCCAAGUUUCUUAAGAAAUUCUGUGUAAGUUUAUUGAAGAGAACUGGAUGCUGCUCUGAGCAAAUACUACUGAUUGAUUUACUUUUUUUCUGUUUACUCUAAACCUGUAAACUGAGGGUUUUAAUUUUUUUGAAUGAAAAGUAGUCAAGCUUGGGCGGAAGUCACUUAGAAAGAGCAGUUAGAGAACGAAAGAGAGAAAAAGGUGUGUGUGUGUGUGUGUGUGUCUGAGAGAGAGGGAGAGAGAGAGAGAGAGAGAAGUGUGUGUGUGUGUGUGUGUGUGUGAGAGAGAGAGAGAGAGAGAGAGAGAGAGAUGCAGAUGGACCUACAGUAGUUAUGGCUCCUGAACUGCUCGAAUUUCAGUGAGAAAAAUCCUUGAAAGGAAGGAAGGAAGGACCGUAUAUUAACGUCUAUCCGAGGCAGCGUUACUUCAUCCUGCAUGGAUCUUCCACGUCAAUCAAAGAUGGUCCUGAUGAGAGUGAUGCUGUCCACGUUGCUCUGCCUGCUGCUGGCUUCCGCCUCCUGGGGCUGUGGACCGGGCAGGGGAUACGGGAAGCGGAGGCACCCUAAGAAGCUGACACCACUGGCUCUGAAACAAUUCAUCCCCAACGUGGCUGAGAAAACCCUGGGAGCCAGCGGCAAGUACGAAGGAAAGAUCACCCGCAACUCGGAAAGGUUCAAGGACCUGACUCCCAACUAUAACCCUGAUAUUAUUUUUAAAGAUGAGGAGAACACCAACGCAGAUCGGCUCAUGACACAAAGGUGUAAGGACAAACUGAACUCGUUGGCUAUUUCAGUCAUGAAUCAGUGGCCUGGAAUUAAGCUUCGGGUCACAGAAGGUUGGGAUGAGGAUGGCCAUCAUUCUGAAGAGUCUCUUCACUAUGAAGGCCGUGCGGUCGAUAUCACCACCUCAGACAGGGAUAAGAGCAAGUAUGGCAUGCUGUCCAGGCUGGCUGCGGAAGCAGGCUUUGACUGGGUCUACUAUGAGUCCAAAGCCCACAUCCAUUGUUCUGUGAAAGCAGGUGGAAACUCUAUGGCUGCUAAGUCUGGAGGAUUCCCUGGUUCUUCUACGGUGAUCCUAGCAGAAGGAAACACUAAACAACUGAAGGACCUCCAGGUGGGGGACAAGGUGCUGGCCGCUGAUCAAAGAGGAAACGUGGUUCCCAGUGACUUCCUUAUGUUCUUAGACCGACCAACUGAUUCUAGAGAGUUCCAUGUCCUGGAGACGGAUGAGCCAUGUCAUAGGACUGAAAAUGACUCCAGCUCACCUUGUUUUGUAAUGAACAACAGUACCAACAGCAACAGGAUUCGUGCUGUGUUCGCGAGUAAUGUAAAAUAGGACAGUGGCUCUUGUUGUUGGGAAUGACCAGUCAGAAUACCUCAUCCUGCAAGAGUAACGAGAGUUUAUGUGGAGAAAUAUGAAGGGUCUUAUGCACCCUAGACAUCUCGAACCAUCAUAGUUGACCGAGUUUUGGUGUCCUGUUAUGCAGUAGUUGAGGAUCAUGACCUUGCACACUGGGGUUUUCACACCAGUUAGACUGUGGCAUUCAUUCUUGUCACUAUUGGAUGGUAAAGAACUCAGCAGUGUGCACCAGCAGAUGGUGUCCACUGGUACCCAGAGCUUCUAUUAUGCGGGAAGUUGCUUCUGGAUAUGGAGCUCUUUUCACCCGCAAAGCUGAGAUAUACUAACAACAGAGACCUGGACUUCACCGUCGACAUCGACUUCAGGGGUCUGCUGUGUGAGAUGUUGAAGACAUCAGAGUACAGGAUGCGUUAG